CCCACCUAACCAGCUUAUAAAGACAAGUCCAUCUUCCAACAGCUAAAAACGCUUCUUUAUUUACAUGCUGAUUCACACCGACGUCUGGAAAUUUUCACAGAGAUCAGGUGCAGCCAGACUCAUCUUCCCUGCAAAGAAGAUAUUUGAAAUCUUGGCAACAAUGGGGCGAGCAUUGAUCUUGCUGAUCUCCACAGUGAUCAUGUUUGUGUCAUGGGGUGUCAAAGCAGAGACCAGCCCAGGCCUACUCAAUCCUACAGUUGGGACUUCUUCUGCAAGUGAAGCUACUGGUACCACUAAUGGAGCUACUGGUACCACUAAUGGAGCUACUGGUACCACUAAUGGAGCUACUGGUACCACUAAUGGAGCUACUGGUACCACUAACACUAUGUCAUCUACAAGCAUUACAACGACUCACAACGAUUCUGCUGCCACUACAGGGGUACCAAACAAGUCAUCAGCCACUUUGUUAUCUCCAAUGCCACACCACGCUGCACCGAUCCUGCUCUGCGUCGUGGCCGGGGCCAUCCUGGGGACAGCAUGAAGAUGAAGAAUGAAGCUGUGAGGAUGCAAUGUGGGCAGUGUCAAACUUUCUCUUUCCUUCACCCUUUAGAUUCAUUUGCAUAUGUCUGAAUUUAAAACUCAAUUGUAAAGCAGCAAAAGCAGAGCAUUUAUAAGAUAACCCUUUUUAAUCAUGUCUGUCUGAUCCAGUUAUAAACAGAACGAAUCAGCAGAAACAUCGAUUAGUGUUAAAUAACAGGAGCAGACAAAAUAUUGCAAGACACAAAAAAACUUUGGGUAUUUUUUUUCCAUGCACAAAAGAUACAGCAAAAUAUCUGGACCAGCUUUGAUUUGAAACGUUUUUUGUUCCUGUUUAAAUUUUCAAGCAAUAGUCUUUUUUUAAAAAUCUUUUAAUUUCAUUUUUUGAUGCCAUGAAUAAAAUUUCCAUCCCAUCUUUACAUUCUCCUUGCUGUUGUAACUUGAACGUGCAAAUAAUUCAUAAUGUUCCUGUCAGAACAACUCACAAUAAAUAUUAUUAUAAAAUUAGUGAUAAAAACAUUUACAAAACGGACUACAGUAAUAAAUUAUUGAAAAAAAUCUUUAAAAAUAACACACGAAAAUCAAACAUAGCUUUUAUUUCAACAGAGUUUAAAAAUAUCUACAGACAUUAUCUUGAAACUGUAGUCCCAAGAAAACGUCUGUGGAGUUUAGUUUUUUCCACACUGAACAUUUGAGUACAGAAAGAGAAGCAAAGGAAACAUUAGAUUAGAUUAGAUUAGAUUAGAUUAGAUUAGGUUAGAUUAGAAAACCUGUAGCGUGUGACAGAUGAGUGCCAUGGGGGCAGCCGUGGUGCAGCAG
Messenger RNA from Oryzias latipes (Japanese medaka), 1356 nucleotides. RefSeq lists its product as uncharacterized. Lineage: Eukaryota; Metazoa; Chordata; Actinopteri; Beloniformes; Adrianichthyidae. The record is from RefSeq and is a predicted model, not a curated record.